AUGAAGUGCUUUGCGAAUAGGAUACGAAAAUAAAUAGCUUCAGUUCCCAAAAACUCCGUCACAAUGAUGCACAGUCACAAGACGAUGACCACGGCUAUGAAUCCGCUAAUCACGGCCAUCUGGAGCCUUCUGCACAUUUUAUUCACAUGCUCCGAAUGGUUGGCCUGGCUGAGUCGCUGGUGCCGACAGACAGUUUUCCACUGCCUACGUAUUCGAUCGCAGUUCACCGUGGAAAAGUAUCAUCACUUCGUUCGACAGUCGCAGACUUUCGUCAGGCAAAACAUGACACAGGUCACGAAAGUCCCCGUGCAUCUGGUGGUGCUUUUGGGUUUAGAAGAACCGGAUUAUCGGCUACUUACGCAGCUAAUCUUCUGGUCGCACGCUGCCGGCAUCCGCUAUAUUAGCUUCUACGAUCACAAUGGUGUCAUUAAGCGAAAUCACGAGCAAAUGGUGCGCUACGUGAACGCAGCUCACCUGGAUGAUGCGGACGAUAUUUGUUGGACAUCAGAGGCGCCAACAAAAUCGGAAUCCCGCCCUGGGCGACCAACGCCGACGACGGUCUCGUUCUACUCGCCGGUCGACGGCAAACAAGGACUGGUACAGCUCGGUCGACUGGUCGGAGAGUCGCUACGCAACCGGAAUCUGCAAAUCUCUGACGUUGACAUCGAGUUUCUUAACGGCCGCUUACAAGCCGCUCAUAAUCACAUUCCGGAUCCCGAUCUUGCGCUGUAUUUCGGGGACAUCUGCUCACCGUACGGCCUGCUACCAUGGCAAAUCCGGUUGACGGAAUUUUUGUCCCUCGCAUUGCGUUUGCGGGACGUCAGCGUGAGGCAUUUUAUGAAUUGUUUGCUGAAAUUUGCCCGCUGCGAGCAACGAUUUGGAACUUAGGCCUCACCAAACUGAAGCGAGCUUCUUUUCAUUGGCCAAGCGAAUCCUGCGGGAUAAUCUGCGACACUCACUGACAAUGGUCAAUCGGCUGUGGUGAGCAUUAUUUGGUGUGAAAGUUCCUUGGGCAUCUGUUGCUUACGAUCAUUGUACCGGCAGUUUUUAGUUUUAAGUGAAAGAACGACAUCAUUCCCCGAGAUCAUCCGAGGCCCCCUUUUGCUAAAGUAUUUAAGCGAUAUUAUGCUUCUUCCAUUGGGGGCCGUCCAACGCUGCGUGGAGAAGUCGACCGGUAAUUUGUGUUGUGGGGAUGUUCUCAAUCAAUAGUGGAUCCAUUAUCCAUUAAAAUAAAAAAG
Anopheles bellator is the source of this 1238-nucleotide messenger RNA. It is a transcript of the gene Tango14, whose product is annotated as dehydrodolichyl diphosphate synthase complex subunit Nus1. Gene Ontology annotation, molecular function: ditrans,polycis-polyprenyl diphosphate synthase [(2E,6E)-farnesyl diphosphate specific] activity. The record is from RefSeq and is a predicted model, not a curated record. NCBI's taxonomy places the organism in Eukaryota, Metazoa, Arthropoda, Insecta, Diptera, Culicidae. The transcript is spliced from 2 exons. Bases 64 to 888 code for a protein of 274 amino acids. Gene Ontology annotation, cellular component: endoplasmic reticulum membrane; dehydrodolichyl diphosphate synthase complex.